UCAGCUGGAGCGAUGUUUGGGGCCGAUAGAGGUGACGGUGAGGUGGACCCCAGUGGCAGAGGGAGCUGGUGGACCGGAUCACUGAAAAACACACCCAUCCCGGGUCACUAUCACACCCGGGACUUCAUCGAGGAAGCGGAUCUCAACCCGGUGAAGAAGACGUACGGCUUCAAAGGUCCCGGCAGAAGCGCCCGGAAUGUUUUUGAAGCAGGCAGCGGGGAGCUGCUGCUGCCUGGAGCCUACGACCACAUGGACUCCGCCCGGGGGGUCCUGCGGCCCUCCUGCUCUUUCAGAGCCUGUCCUCGCCCUGAAGGGGCCACCCUCGGGGUCCGUGACAAGCACCUCACCACUUCUCCAUGUGACUACGACGUGACCCCCAAACCGCUGGAGAAGACUCCCUGCAAGCAUGUGAUGUUUCGCUCCAGCGUGCGGCGGAUCACCUUUCCCCCUAAAGACGGACCUGCGCCGGGUCAGUACAGUCCACCACCCCGACCUGCGAGGGGCGUCACGUCCUGCUUCAAGUCCAGCGUUCCCCGACUCCACCACACCAUGUCUGACACUCCAGGACCGGGAGCGUACGAACCCCAUUGGAAGUUGGGGGACCCACUGAGCAAAGAGAUUCCCGUCCAUCCGACAUUCAGCCUUUACUUCCGAGACAUCCCCGAAACUUGA
Messenger RNA from Synchiropus splendidus (mandarinfish), 672 nucleotides. RefSeq names its product sperm-tail PG-rich repeat containing 4 (gene stpg4). The record is from RefSeq and is a predicted model, not a curated record. The annotation marks the transcript as partial. The transcript has 7 exons. Gene Ontology annotation, molecular function: histone binding; chromatin binding. Gene Ontology annotation, biological process: epigenetic programing of male pronucleus. Gene Ontology annotation, cellular component: female pronucleus; germinal vesicle; male pronucleus. NCBI's taxonomy places the organism in Eukaryota, Metazoa, Chordata, Actinopteri, Syngnathiformes, Callionymidae.